Molecule: messenger RNA, 2026 nt
Organism: Branchiostoma floridae (Florida lancelet)
Lineage: Eukaryota; Metazoa; Chordata; Leptocardii; Amphioxiformes; Branchiostomatidae
Product: serine/arginine-rich splicing factor 1-like
Exons: 5
Coding region: 177-914 (245 amino acids)
Cellular component (GO): cytoplasm; ribonucleoprotein complex; nucleus
Molecular function (GO): mRNA binding
Source: RefSeq, a predicted model, not a curated record
UGCCGAUUGUUGCCGAGGCCGUGGGCGGGUGUUCGGAAUAAAUCGGCCAUUGUCGGCCACGCCUCGCGAGGAUUCACGAGAAUUAAUGAGCGGCGUGCAUCGACGACCCGCCAUUUUGAGAAGGAAGUUCUGAGCUCUGACGAGUUACAAGAAACCACCGAGCAUACAAGAUCAACAUGUCCUACGCCUACUCCGGAAACAACGACUGCAGGAUCUACGUGGGGAACCUCCCACCUGAGGUGCGUCAAGAGGACAUCAAGGACGUCUUCUACAAGUACGGCAAGAUCAUCCACGUGGAUCUCAAGAUCGGCAGGGGACCGCCGUUUGCCUUCGUAGAGUUCGAAGACAAGAGGGAUGCUGAUGACGCCGUGUACGGGAGAGAUGGCUACACCUUGGAUGGGUACAGACUGAGGGUGGAGUUCCCCAGGGGGUCAGCAAGGGGUGGCUACGGAAGGAGUGGUGGUGGUGGUGGCGGCGGUGGUGGCGCCCGCCGGGGUGGCGCACCCUCGCGGCGGUCCGAGUACAGAGUCUUGGUUUCAGGUCUGCCUCCAACUGGCAGCUGGCAGGACCUGAAGGACCACAUGCGGGAGGCCGGGGACGUCUGUUUCGCGGACGUCUUCCGGGACGGCACCGGAGUCGUGGAGUUCUUGCGUUACGAUGACAUGAAGUAUGCGGUCAAACACCUGGAUGACUCAAAGUUUAGGUCCCACGAAGGGGAGGUAACCUACAUUCGCGUGAAGGAAGACUCUCCGUCGAGUGGUGGUGGUGGCAGUGGCGGCGGUGGUGGCGGUGGCUACAGCCCGCGCAACAGAUCCAGAAGCAGGAGCCGUUCGCCAUACCAGAGGCGCCGUCGGUCUCGAUCCUCGCCACGGUACUCCCCAGUGCGCCGAUCGCGCUCUCGCUCCCGCUCGUAAGCGGCGGGGCCCUUGGAUCGUCAGCGUAAUUCGUGAAGGGGGUAUGCUUCUGGCGGUGGCCCGUAGUACUGUAUUUUAGAGCUGAAAAAUGUGAUCAGUUACAGGGGAGCCCAGGGUAGAAGCAGCACCAUUCCACAGUUUAGAACAAUAUCCUACUCUGAAAGAGCAAGAAAUUCCCUGGGUGUUACACUACUAAUCUUGGCUGUAGUACAGUGUCGGAAAUUAAUCACAAACAUAGUCGCAAAUGUAUAGUUCCUUGAUCUAUUUGUAGGACCUUUUUGUACCGCUGUGCUAGUUGUUUCUCGUCAUUUUUAUACUGUGUGGUAACUAGGAGUAGCUAAGUUUGAUAGCACAGGAGACGCCAUAGCUGUUAGAAGUAAUGUGUGUGUACAAGCUUUAUAUAUAUAACAUGUUGUGUUACACAAAUGAGGGUGGCAGUCACAAGUGAAUGUACAUAACCGAGUGAACUGACAUUGAAUGGGGUAGCGAUUAUUUUCUUCGCUUUGGUUGGGUAGCCAUUUUGAAGAUGAUCCAUGUCUUAAUCUUUAGCAUUUGUAAUAUCGUCAUUAAAUGAUCAACUUAUAUUUUAGAUACCGUUACCAGUAUUCAACAAAAAAAAUACAGGAAGUCAUCAUACCAAGGUAGCAUCUAACGUAGAAUAACUUUUUUUUACUCUUUAAGUUUAACCAUCCAAAUACCUAACUUCCAACUCUUGGAUAGACGACACUUUUUACUUUGCAUCUACACAGUAAUAAUGAAUCCUAAGGAUUUGUACACCUAAUUGUCUUAAGUUUAACAAAUUGAAACUGUUACUAAUCAGUUUUUUUAUCAAGAAGUAAGAUAAUACAGAGGUUUUCCAAUCUCAUCUCGUACCUUUUUGUUUCUUGACACUAUCAUCACUGAUGCAUGUAAAUAGCAAUGGGUGAUUUAAGGGGUUAUGUUAGGUUAAAAGUUUCUUACACAGUUCAGUAUUUUUGGUGGACUUUUGUUUUGGAUUUAGGACGUUUUCAUUUCAGGUUACAGUGUCGGCUACAAGGAUGUGACCAAAUUAAAGUUUUCAGACGUCACCAAUAUUUUAAUGCUUCAAUAAAACUCAUCUUAUACCAAAAUGA